GGUUUUCAAGCUGUUACAACAUAAAUCCGAUAGUACCGAAAAGUACCGACUGGUUAUUUUAAUCGGUCUGUUUAUUACUAUCAACAGCUUAUCAGACACAUUCAGAAUAUCAAGAAAUACAGUAGCAUCGCUGGGUCACGAUUAAUGAAAACAGUUGUGUUUCGAACUUAUUGUAUACGUGUUAAGAAAAACAUUGAGUGACAAAAUGACAAACGAAGAGUUGGAAAAUUGGAAAAUUGAAAACGAUAAUUGUGCCAAAGACAUUUCCUUCGACAAAGAGAUACUUUUGGAAAAAACGAGAGACGGAUUUAAGAAAUUCAACGGCGAUGAGGAUGUAGAGUUACUGUGGAGAAUUGCAAGAGCUGUCUUCCUAGCCGGUUGCUUGGCCGAACGGAAAAAAGAUAAGGAAACUCAGAAGAAACUUUUGUUCGAAGCUGAAGAAUGGUGCAACAAAGCAAUUGAAAAAAAUCCGAAUUGUUUUGAAGCUCAUAAAUGGAUGGCUAUGAUACUGGGUAAAGUUGCUGACUUUGUCAGUACAAAAGAACGGAUUGAGAAAGGUAAAGAUGUCAAAAAGCAUCUUGAGCUGGCCAUUGGACUUCAACCGGACGAAGCGUAUCUGUAUCACGUUUACGGACGUUGGUGUUUUGAAGUUGCCAAACUAUCUUGGGUGGAAAGAAAUAUUGCUAAACUUGUGUUUGGUACACCGCCUGAGGCAACUAAUGAUGAUGCGCUGCGUAAUUUUAAAAAAGGUGAAGAGCUAAAGGAGAACUGGAAGAUAAACUACUUUUACAUCGCAAAAACAUUAAUCGAAUUGAAGAAGUACAAAGAAGCAGUAGAGUAUUUAGACAAAGCCAUGAAACUGCCGAACGAGGUGGAUGAAGAUUAUAUAGUGUCGGACGAGCUUGUUGAAUUGGAGAAAAAGUAUGCAAAGUACAGAUAGAUAACUGCAGCUGUGCAAUUAAAUAUGAAUUAUAAAUAAAUGUUUAAUUACGAAU
Messenger RNA from Bradysia coprophila, 995 nucleotides. RefSeq names its product regulator of microtubule dynamics protein 1-like. Gene Ontology annotation, cellular component: cytoplasm; mitochondrion; spindle microtubule. The record is from RefSeq and is a predicted model, not a curated record. NCBI's taxonomy places the organism in Eukaryota, Metazoa, Arthropoda, Insecta, Diptera, Sciaridae. Gene Ontology annotation, molecular function: microtubule binding.